This is a messenger RNA of Porites evermanni, 3624 nucleotides long. The record is from the annotation of a GenBank genome assembly. Lineage: Eukaryota; Metazoa; Cnidaria; Anthozoa; Scleractinia; Poritidae.
AUGGAAGCCAUUACACGCGCAAGACUGGAUCCAAGCAAAGUAGACCAUUUUCUAGAUUUUAUCAGCAGACCAAAUUUCGUGCAAGAUGUUGCGUACGGAACAAAAACGCUAAAAUUGUCGAAUGGGGAGAAGAUGGAGAUUCCAAACGUGGUUAGGACAGUUAUUGCUUCAAGGAUUGUGGACUUAUACCAGCAGUACUGUCAGGAAACCGGUUUCCUUUCACAUGGGAGGUCAACCCUCUUCAGUAUUUUACAGGUACGUAUCAAAACAAAAUCAUGAUUCAAAAUCAGAAGAAGAGCGAAAAAAGAAAUAAAAAUUGGGGUUUUAUAUAUUCUGUUAUCUCAUGUAGAUAUCACGAAGAUAUCAUUAUAUGCAUUGUGUCAUGUUUCUUAGUUUAAACUACUUCUUCAGCUUGAUUAACUGAAAAUUCCUUAAGCCAUGCAUAUAGGUGGGGAUUAGAAAAGAGCAAACGCUCUGGAUGAGAAAAGCAGUAAGUAUGAACACGAGGAGAAAAAUAUAACAAAAUGUCAUUAUUGUAUAGAUUUGUGCAGCAUCACAAAAGAAGUCUUUGGCAGGACUUGACAACAUCGCUGCAGAGGGAUCGCAAGCCUUCGAUACACUUGAAGACGUUGUAAACAGGCUAGGAAAGUUAGGUAAGCUCAGGUUGAUUUAAGUUUUGUCCCAGGGUGACCUGAAUCUUCCCAUUUUGUUUCUAUAUAAUGCUAUUUUUCAGUGCACCUUUAACACUCAAACCACCCAACCUCCUAGGCCAAUUUAAUUUUUAAACUUCUUAUUUCUUCUUUAAGGUUUGUCGAAACCAUUUUUGUAAAAAGCAUAUAUUUUAUACUGUGCAAUUUGAACAAAGGCCUGGCCUCUUAACGCAAUUUAGCAUAUGAGCGGCUUUAUCUUAAAUAGUAGUAAUUAAAAAAAAGAGUGGUAACAUUAGCGUGCCUUUUUAAAGGUAAAAGUUCAGCCUGGGUUCAAGGUGUUAAAGAUCGCUUGAAAGCUGGUAAAAGCUACCUUAAGACAAACUUCAAGAUCCGCGUUUCUGAAGAAAGCCAGUGUGCUGAUCAUUGCCGGGUAUUUGCGUUGUCUGACCCUGAAGAUCAUCUCUGUGAGCAUGAACACACGAAAUCAUGUCAAAGCUGCGACAAUAUCAAGAAUGUUCUUGAGGAAAUAGAACUGGUAUUGUCAUCAAGAGACCUUCACUUCAGGUAAACGAUAACUGAUACCAUGUUCUAUAGUCUUCUUCUUUCAAAGCCAAAAACCUAAACGUUCUUGCAGUCAAAACCAAAGAAAGAAGACCGAUUUCUCCCCUAACAGAUUUUAUAUUGUUCAGUUUAUUGUUGAUCGUUUCAUUUUACACAUGCAAAAGAAAUUCUUCACAGGAUAUUACGAGAAGAUAUAUAUUGUAAUUUUACCUGAUCAUGAAGAGUAAGUUUUCUAUUUGUCAUAUCUUAAUCACCCUUUUUGCAAUUGGAAAUGGGUGGCUCAGGUGACUGAAAUCUACAGUCGUUUAACUUCGGAAACAAUGCCGCGUUUACUUCAUUAAACAAAGGAUCAGGAAAAAUAUACCGUGCAAAGACAAGCAAAUGAUGUCGCCCUAAAACGUCAAGAAAUUAUAAUUACACCUUUGAUAACAAGGAAACCAUCAACGUUUUUAUUUUGAUUUUUAGAUAUCAAGACGAAAAGGGGGAACUAGAGCAUGACAUUAGUAACGCUAUAGACAAGAUUGAGCGAUGGAAGGCCCACAUCUUAAGAGCAGUACACCAGGACGUAGCAAAGGAUGAUAUCCUCAACAAUAUGACGCCAGAGCAAGCUUUAAUUAUCAUGGAUUGGGCUAUGAAAUUCCUUCCGUUGAAGUAUAGGGAAACGCAAGGAGAGUGGUUUGGAAAGAAAGGCCUCUCUUGGCAUGUCACAGCCGUGAUAACAAAACCGAAGGAAGAGUUUGAGGUAUUUUCUACAGGCAUAUCCUACAUCUGACUAUGGACAUAUCCAAAACGGUGCAUGAUGCUUUGUCUGUCGAUCUCUGUAUGUACUACGCCGCUCAGUCGGAUUAUGCGCAAAUCCUUGUUUGACAACAUGGAACUACACUUAUACGAAACGUAGGAAUUGCAUGCCCAAAUUUUAUCUUUUAAAAGGACACCUGUAGGGAUCUCUUCUCGCAAGAGAUCCCUGUUUGUUGACACUGUGUUGAUUCUCGUGAGCGACCGUUUACAGGAGGUUUGACGGUAUAUUCCUUAAGUUACCAUUUCAGUUUCAGAUAUUGUAGUAGUCGAAUUUGUGUCCUAAAUAGAAGAAAUGCUGAGUUUCCUACUUAUUCCCUGAGUAACAGUAGAGUUAUCCACAUUCACUUGCUGUACAAAAUACGGUAAAGGCAAUGUAUAAAUUAUAUUAGGUAUUGACAGUGGAGGUAGGUCGGUGUCCGCUUGACAGGUUAAAAGGUUACACUGAUUACUUUAUUUGCACAUUCUACUGAGAAAAUAAUCCCUUGAAAUCUUUAGCUAUGAAGUGCAGGAAGAUACGAGGCAUAGUUAUAGUCAAGGGAUGAAACAACAAGUUGACAACAGAUAGGAUUACCAGAAGAGUAGGUAUUUGAAAGUCAGUGAGCUUUCCUGUUGUACUUUAUUUAACGUCAUGGAGCCGAUAAUGUAACAUUAUUUCUUAUGUUCAUAUGUAUAGGUAAGGACAUACGUUCAUCUGCUGGAUCACUGCAGCCAAAACUGGUUUGCUGUUGCAUCUAUUUAUGAGAACACGCUUAUGGAAAUAAAGAGGAAGUCCCCUGAGAUUAACGAGGCGUUUGUACGUAGUGAUAACGCUGGAUGUUAUCACUGUGCUCUUUUAUUGCUAAGUAUUCCCGGUAUUAGUCAACGUACAGGUGUAACUACAAGCCGAUACGACUUCAGUGAAUCAAACAGUGGUAAAGAUAUAUGCGAUCGCCAUAUUUCUCCUUUGAAAAGUCAUAUACGCCAGUAUGUCAAUGCAGGAAAUGAUGUCGAGAAGGCAAAAGAUAUGAAGAAAGCAAUAGAUUCUUACUCCGGAGUUAGAGGUUGCCGUGCAUCAGUUGUAAAGGUGGACACUUGCGCACAGGAUCUGCAUAAUCACAACUGGAACGGAGUACUGAUGUUUUCAAACUUCAAGUUUUGCGCAGACGGAAUCAGGAUGUGGAAAGCCUUUAAUGCUGGAGAAGGAAAGUUCGUUCGUUACGAUAAGCUAAUGAAGAGAGGCACCAGCCAGGGAAGUACCCGACUGGAGGUCAUUGAGCCCUUCACAUCCCCGCGUGUGUCGACUGGCUUCUUGUACAAAAAUAGCAAAACGACGGAAAACAAAAGUGAACCUUGUGAAUUCAGUUGCCCUCAACCAGACUGCAUCAAGUUAUUCAAAACGACAACAGCGUUGCAAAACCACCAGGACUUUGGCAAGCACAUUUUUUGCACCCAAAAGGAUUCCACGCAUGACAGUAUUAAGCGUAAAUGGGCUAACGCAUGCACCAACCUACGCCCUUCAUAUAUUCCAUCUAAAAAGAACCUUGAAGGAUUGAGCCAAGAAGAGUGCAGAGAGUACCCCACUGCUGAGCCUGGCUGGGCCUUGAAGAAAAACAAGAAGACCGGGCGAUUUUCAUAA